CAUAGGGCUGCGCUGCGCUCCUGCGUCUGUUGUGACUCGGAUGAAGGAAGGAAAAACUCCUGGUGAUGCAACUGAGGUCCACACUGUUAUAAAGAUGGCGUUUAUUAAAGAGGAGAAUGAAGACGUGAAAAUUGAAGAAGCAUUCAGAGUCAAACAUGAAGAUGCAGAGGAACAAAAAGACCUGAUGCCACUGAAAGAGGAGAGACAAAAACUAAAUGAAAUGGAAGAGAAGAAUCAGUAUGAGGAACUUCAUGAUUUCAUAACUGCAAAACAGUCCAUAAAGACUAAAAAGACUUCCUCACGAAAAAGAGCCCAGAAGACCAAAUCUAACGCCUGCCCUCAGUGUGGAAAAAGUUGCAGUCACACAGGGAACCUUAUAAGACAUAUGAGAGUUCACACUUUAGAGAAACCUUUCACAUGCCCACAGUGUGUUAAACAUUUCUCUCGAAAGUGGACCUUUAUAAAACACAUGAGAAUUCACACUGGAGAAAAGCCAUUCACAUGUGAUCAGUGUGGAAAGAGUUUCAGUCAAAGAGGGAACCUUAUAACCCACAAGAGAAUUCACACCGGAGAGAAACCUUUCUCAUGUCAACAGUGUGGAAAACAUUUCACUCAAAAGUGGACCUUUAUAAAACACAUGAGAAUUCACACGGGAGAAAAGCCAUUCACAUGUGAUCAGUGUGGACAGAGCUUCGCACUAAAAGAAACCCUACAUUUUCACAUGAGAAAUCACUUGGGAGAGAACGGCUAUAUUUGCCAUCAGUGUGGGAAAAAUUUCAUCCAUAAAAUAAGUUUCAAAACUCACAUGAGAGUUCACACUGGAGAGAAGCCUUACACAUGCUCUCAGUGUGGAAAGAGUUUUAGACAUAGACCAUCCCUUGAUUCCCACAUAAGAAUUCACACCGGAGAGAAACCUUACACCUGCAAACUGUGUGAGAAGAGCUUUACACGAAAAGGAUCUCUCAGUACUCACUUGGUCAUACACACUGGAGAGAAGCCGUUCACCUGUGAUCAGUGUGGAAAGAGUUUCGGACGUAAAGUAACCCUUAAUCAACAUGUGAAGAUUCACUCUAAGAGAGAACGGUUUUAGAUGUUGGCAGUAUGGAAUGAGUUUCAUAUAUAGGAAGAACCUUAAAGGGGUCAUCGGAUGCAAAGUUCAGAUUGAGGUGUUGUGUUGCUGGAUGUAAUAAUGAACAUAGUGGUCGUCAUUUACUCCUGACAUCUCAGCUGCUGAAUAUGCAGUGGAUUACAUUUGUUUGUAAAGGAACUGUGGCUCCCGAUCUACAUAUAUCCAUCUAUGUUCACAUGAAUCAUUCAUGAUCCAGCUUCACUUACAGCAGAAGUGAGUAUGAGGGGUUUUUUUAUAAAUCUUUGCAAUCAUCUUUCCUAAUAACGUGCUAGUUAGCAAGAUUAGUGGCUAAAUGCAGUUAAACAUGGCUAAAGUAAACAGGCUUGUCACUCCACAAAGAGAAGAGAGGGGUGGGGCGAGCAGAGCUCAUUAACAUUUAAAGCAACCUCGACCAGAACAGGGUGAUUUUUGCAGAACUGAUUUUGGCAAGGUAAAAAAUGUGUUAUUUACACUACCAUUGAGAAAUUUUAACCAAAGCAUGUUAAAGACUUAAGACUAAAGAAUAAUAUCAACUUGUGGAAAAUGGGCAUCCGAUGACCCCUUUAAGAAUCAUGCAAUAACUGUAGAGAAGUGUGCCAUAAGUAGCUACAUACGGCUAAUCUGAAUACACCUCAAUCAGUCUGACACUGACACAUUUAGUACUCGGUCUGGUAUUAGGCUGCUCUACUAAGUCUAAUCGCUGCAUGGUGCUGAAAAGGUCCUUCCUUUGGGGUAUUUGCCAGGGAAGGGCUGUUGUGAGGAGCAUCAGAUCAGAUAACCAGGUCCAGGUGGGCCAAGACCUGCUCCUUGUACUCCCCAAGCCUCCUACUCCCCAACCCAACUUGCACAGGGGCUGUGCAGAGAGGUUCACUGGAAAGGUGUACUUGCGCAGACCCUAACACCCUGGAACUCAGGCAGGUCUACCCGAAUUUUCCCAAAACAAUGCAACAUGAGAGUACAACCACCUUGAUGGUUGAUGUACACAACCAUCACAGUGUUGUCCAUCCGAACAAGCACAUGCUUGCCCUGAAGCAGCAGCCAGAACAUUAUAGUGCAAGCAGUACGUCUGGCUACUUGAGGUAAAUGAUACGCCAAUGCAGUCGAGGUCCUAUACAGAAGCCUGAGGCUGUGUGCCCGUUGUGUACAGAGCCACAGCCCAAUCUGUGACAACAAUCUUUUGUGACACUUGCUCUAAGGGCACUCCUGUCAAUAGAAAAUGUGAGCCAAACCAAAGUUUAUUUGCUUCAAGAACAGUGACGUUACGAGCUCUCUAAUGAGAAAUUUCAUAUAGCUUUUAAGUUUUUUGAGAAAAUCAUCAGAGCAGAGCUGAAAACAAAUUUCUGUGAGUGUAUGCGUGUGUACUGCAUGUGUUUAUAUGAGAAAGAGAGCGAGUGUAUGCCUUCCGUACAUAACAAUUUAGUAUGCAAUUUGUAUGUAAUUUUGUGCCAAAAAUGAGGAAAUAGUUUGAUAUACUGUUUAUUACUAUAUUUAUUAAUUUGCUUGGUUUAUAGUGUCAUUGUGUGCAAUUGGUUGUAGGCUGUAAAGACCUUUGAAAAAACCUGAAAUCAUUUGGUGAAGUGAUGUUGUCAAGAUCUGCCUGGAACUAUUUUAGCUGUUUGUUUCCCUGAAAAUAAACGCACACCUUAGAAUGUUUGUCAGCCAAUCAGAAACAAGUAUUUAACAGUAGAAUAAGUUAAUAAUGAAUGCCUAACAUGUAAUUAGGGUCUUCUCUGGUUCAUUUUAAAGGCAGCAUUAGUAUUUGUCUGAUCAUGUGAUCUCAACCCACUACAUAUCAAAUAAAACCACUUUAAUUAUGACACUCUUCAUCCUUCAUUCUUCAAAAAUAUCAUUCAUUUCUGUAGAGCUGGACAUUUUAAUAAGGAUCAAAUGAGUGAGUUCAGCUUUGAGAAUGAAAAAAAUAAACCAACCUGUUUGUUCUUCAUUAUCUUCAUGUUUGACUCUGAAUGCUUCUUCAAUUUUCAUGUCUUCAUUCUCCUCUUUAAUAAACAUAAUUUUUAUUUAAUAACAGUGUGUCAUGUGGAUCUCAGCUACUUCACCUGUUGUUUUUCUGUGUGUUUGGAUACUGUCCUGUUUAUGAUGAGAAUAAUUAGAA
Labeo rohita (rohu) is the source of this 3221-nucleotide messenger RNA. RefSeq names its product gastrula zinc finger protein XlCGF8.2DB. NCBI's taxonomy places the organism in Eukaryota, Metazoa, Chordata, Actinopteri, Cypriniformes, Cyprinidae. The coding region runs from base 41 to 1090 and encodes 349 amino acids. The record is from RefSeq and is a predicted model, not a curated record. Gene Ontology annotation, biological process: negative regulation of transcription by RNA polymerase II; regulation of immune system process; regulation of cytokine production. The transcript has 3 exons.